Molecule: messenger RNA, 795 nt
Organism: Trichoderma virens Gv29-8
Lineage: Eukaryota; Fungi; Ascomycota; Sordariomycetes; Hypocreales; Hypocreaceae
Exons: 1
Biological process (GO): ubiquinone biosynthetic process
Cellular component (GO): mitochondrial inner membrane
Molecular function (GO): 4-hydroxybenzoate polyprenyltransferase activity
Source: RefSeq, a predicted model, not a curated record
AAGGAAUACACUCCGCCAAAAGGCCUGCUGUCAAAAAUACCCGCAUCAUGGGUGCCCUACGGCGAAUUGAUCCGUCUGCACAGACCAGAGUUCAUCUACUUUAUCUACGCACCAUUCAUCGUCGGCCUCGCAUAUGCUUUAUGCAUCAACAAAGAGCGUGUGCCGGCUUUCACCCUCGCUCACCGGGCGGGAGUGCUCUUUGUUUGGACCUUUUUUCUACGUAGCUCUGGCUGCGCAUGGAACGAUAACAUCGAUCAAGACUUUGACCGUCAAACGGAGCGUUGUCGAAACAGGCCCAUCGCUCGAGGUGCCAUAACGACAACCAAAGGGCAUGUUUUCACUAUUGUCCUAAUCUCGCUUGGCUUCUUAUCAAUCCGAUCUCUGCCUUUUGAAUGUACCCUGGUUGGCAUAGUUACCUAUGUACUCACCAUCAUAUAUCCAUUUGGCAAACGCUUCACCAACUUUCCCCAAGUUAUUCUUGGGUCAGUUUUGGCCAUGGCUAUUCCACUAUCUUCAUACUCGCUGGGCUUGCCGGCCUUGUCCCCACCGCACAUUGUACCGACAGCAUGCCUGAGUGCCGCGAUCGUAUUCCUGAUCGUUUUCUACGAUGUCCUCUACGCCUGCCAGGAUAUUGAGGACGAUCUAAAGUCCGGCGUUAAGGGAAUGGCAGUGUAUUUUAGAAACUAUAUAGAACCACUCCUGAUUACUGUCACCGGAUUGAUUACUGGAUGUCUGGCAAUGAUGGGCAAACUCAUAGAUAUGGGCCAGCUCUUCUUCAUGUUUUCGGUCAUUGGC